GAGACAGAAAAGGUAGCUUUGUCAUCUGAAAGCUUUCUAUCCAUUUCCUACAUCUAGCUCCAGCCUUCCGCCGCUCUCAACUCUCAGGCUUAUCUUCCUCUUCCUCCCCCUUCUUCCCCAACCACCCCCCAAAAGCAAAAGGAAAAAAAAAAAAAAAAAGGAAUGGCUGGAAUUGCUUUCGGACGGUUUGAUGAUUCAUUUAGUGUAGGGUCUCUCAAGGCAUAUCUUGCUGAAUUCAUCUCCACAUUGGUUUUCGUCUUCGCCGGAGUUGGUUCAGCCAUGGCCUACAACAAACUGACAUCAGACGCGGCUCUUGAUCCUUCUGGGCUUGUGGCAGUCGCAGUUUGCCAUGGUUUUGCUCUCUUUGUUGCAGUCGCCAUUGCAGCCAACAUCUCCGGCGGCCACGUCAACCCCGCCGUUACUUUCGGUUUGGCUCUGGGGGGUCAAAUCACCAUCCUCACCGGUCUCCUAUACUGGAUUGCUCAACUUUUGGGCGCAAUUGUGGCUUCCUACCUUCUCAAAGUUGUCACUGGAGGCUUGGCUAUUCCAAUCCACAGUGUUGCCGCCGGGGUAGGAGCACUUCAAGGAGUUGUGAUGGAAAUCAUCACCACCUUUGCUUUGGUUUACACAGUCUAUGCCACGGCAGCUGAUCCAAAGAGGGGUUCACUGGGUGUCAUUGCCCCAAUUGCCAUCGGUUUCAUUGUCGGUGCCAACAUCUUGGCCGCCGGACCAUUCUCCGGUGGAUCAAUGAACCCAGCUCGCUCCUUUGGACCGGCCGUGGCGAGCGGUAACUUCAGCGGCAACUGGAUUUACUGGGUUGGACCCCUCAUUGGUGGUGGCUUGGCCGGUGUCAUCUAUGGCUAUGUGUUCAUGCAGCAUGACCAUGCUCCUCUUGUUAGCGUUGUUUAAAUUAUGACAAUUUGUCAUUAUUCCGUUGGUUUUCUCUCCCCAACAAAAAACCAUUACAAAAAAAAAAAAAAAAAGUAUGGCCAAAUUUGUGCUAUUCUUUGCUUUUCAUUCUUGGUGUGUAGCUAUGAAUCCAUUUCUGCCAAGAGUUGUCUUCUUAUCUUUUGAAACGAAAGGAUGAUAUUUCAACC
This is a messenger RNA of Coffea arabica (coffee), 1097 nucleotides long. RefSeq names its product aquaporin TIP2-1. Gene Ontology annotation, cellular component: membrane. Gene Ontology annotation, biological process: water transport; transmembrane transport. Gene Ontology annotation, molecular function: water channel activity. The record is from RefSeq and is a predicted model, not a curated record. Lineage: Eukaryota; Viridiplantae; Streptophyta; Magnoliopsida; Gentianales; Rubiaceae.